Messenger RNA from Kockovaella imperatae, 2739 nucleotides. Its product is annotated as hemolysin-III related-domain-containing protein. Gene Ontology annotation, cellular component: membrane. Gene Ontology annotation, molecular function: signaling receptor activity. Lineage: Eukaryota; Fungi; Basidiomycota; Tremellomycetes; Tremellales; Cuniculitremaceae. Bases 316 to 2520 code for a protein of 734 amino acids. The transcript is spliced from 9 exons. The record is from RefSeq and is a predicted model, not a curated record.
CCGAUGAUUCGUCUGCCCGAGCCAGCAAACAUUGCUGGAACCUUUCCUUUAUCUUAGCAUGAAGAUGCUCUUGGCCGUUUAGUCAUCUAUACCAUCCGUAGUUCAUUCCAAAGCCCCGUUAUUGUCAAUAAUUGCGUUGGACCGGGGCCACACACUGCUCAUCAUUGUCAGAAAUUCCGGCCAACUUAUCAAGCACAUGCGUUGCAGUCUCACCUGAGGAUUGCGCAUUUCACCUGUGGCAUAGAUCUAUAGAGAAGGACACCUCAUGAGGCAGGUAUAACGCAUCUCAGGUACCCCAAUCGCCCCGCUGGGAUCAUGUCGACGCCUGGAUCAGAGGGCAAAAAGCCGAGCUGGCACCGUAAACUGUCUGCUCCUGCUCGACCUAAUCUACCGACUUUACCUACACUGCCUAAUCUCAGUACUAUCAACCUGCCCAGCGCGAACGGACUCCGACAGGCCUUGUUGGGGUAUAUAGGAGAGGUGGAGACGACAUUGAGGAGAAGACGCGGUAAUGGAACGGUGGAUCAAGGCUUAGCAGGUCCGAGCGGAGAAUCUUCGAAGAGCUCCGCUGUUGAUGCUGGUAUCAUUGGACAAGAGAGCAGCUGGAGUUCUGGUUCGAACGCGGGACAUGGCAACAACGGUGCGGAGGGCUUCCCCGGAGACGCUCAUGCUGGACCCUCGAGCCAUUCACCUCUUCAAGGCGAACAUCAUGUCAACCACGCCCGAGACUUUGGCGAUACUUCUCCGACAUCUGAAGAAUGGCACGACGCAGAUCUCGAGCUUAUGGACCAUCUCGAAUCCCUCAAGGAAGAUGUCGGGGUCUAUCUCGCUUCUGGAACCAGCACAGGGCCUUCGACCUCAUCUCGCCCGAUGCCUAAGAGGACUGGCACAGAAUGGAUGCGAAGUCUACCUUCCCGCCUGAGACAAGUUGAAGAAUACAUGGCACCUCUCGCAUCCAACUCCGACGCGCCCAGUCGGACGAACAGUCUUAGGGGAGGCCACGGACAUCGACACGCUUCGCCUGGAACCGAAGAGAUUCAGCACGAUGACCCGGCCUAUAGAGCUCUGAGGGAGGCUAGGAAACGCUUGAUACAGUUUGUCAAGUCUGGUUUACCUUCCGACCAAUGGCCAGGAUGGGAAAAAUUAGGAUGGGAGGAGCAGUCUGAGGAUGGGCGUGAAGGAUCAUUUGACGAUGAUGCAAGUCGAUCUCGAAGUCCUGGCGGAACCUUACUGGUCCAAGUGGAAAGACCUGAAGAGGAAGAACCGGAGUACAUCUUCCCCAACAGGACGCCCGCAGCCAAGAGGACCAACACCAGUACUCGUGCCUCUCGUUCUCAAUCUUUCCAUGUCCCGUCGUUGCAGACAUUGACCAGCAGACCAGUCAAGCUCAGAUCGAUGUCGUCUCCUGGUCCUAUGGAUAUACCGGUUUCCCUGGCUGUCGCGCUGUCACGAGACACCGAUGAGGUCGAACUGCUGAAGUCUGACGAUCUGGAUGACGCCGAAGAGACGGAAGACACCGGGGAGAUCUUGGUUUUGAAAGAGCUCGCGGCGGGGUACGAUCCUCUACAAGGUGAACCAACGGUGAAGCAAGCUCUGGACAAAGCUCAAGACGGUACCGUCUUGAUCGAGUAUGAAGAUUUACCAGUCGUUUGGAGGAACAAUGAGCAUAUCAUCACGGGAUACCGCUUUAUUCCCCUUCAUGCAAAGACAGGGCCUAUCCCUCUGCUCAAGUCUGCUUUCGCGUGGCACAACGAGACCGUAAACAUUCAUUCUCACUUCAUCCCCACUAUCUUAUUCUCCAUCUUCAUCGCGGCUGUCCUGCUUUCCCCGCCUUUGCCAGACGCUUAUCCUCUCGACUCCGCCACCGUGGUCAUCUACCUAUUGGCUGCUGUUGCAUGUCUCAUCUCCUCGGCUUCGUGGCACGUCUUGAGCGGAUGUGCUUCCAGAAAGUGGUUUGAAUGGGGAGCCUGUGUUGAUUACAUCGGAAUAGCAUGGCUCAUCGAAGCAUCCAUAUUUGUCAUCACUUAUAAUGCCUUUUACUGUCAUCCAAAGACUGUCGCAUUCUACGGCAUAAUCGAUAUCAUCUGCGGGACUCUUGGAUCCGUCUUGCCAUUCCAAGCGUGGUUCAACAAGCGCAAGAACAAGAAAUGGCGCAUCACAUUCUUCCUCUUCCUUUGCUUCACCUUCCUCGGCCCUUUGGGACAGAUGGUCUACCUGUAUGGAUACGGUCCAAGCAUAGGCUUCAUUCGACCAUUCUUCGGAUCCGUUGUGGCCUAUGUCGUGGGCCUUCUCUGUUAUGGGUUUCACUUUCCAGAGUGCCUCAUGCCGGGCAAAUUUGACCAUCUCGGACACAGUCAUCAGCUAUGGCACGUCGCUAUUGUCGCCGCUAUCCUUCUACAUUACCAAGGUAUCUUUGCCGCUCACGGAGCGCGUCACAGCUUGUCGUGUGCCAUCCCAGACGCUGGACCUCCACUGGGGAAAUUCGUGGAAGCGUGGUGGAGAACAUUGGGUCAAUCGUAGCUGUUAUCAUAAAGAUAAGGUAGUCAUCAGAAUCAAAGACAUCAACUGCAUCGUACGGCUAGACCUAGCACAAUCGCAUAUGCAUCUGCUCUGCUAUGGCAAGGCGACUCGAAGUGAGUGGCAGGACAACUCUUCGGUCUCGGCUAUGAUUGAUGACGCUUUGGAUCCGGAGAGCAAGCAGUUCCGCCAAUCACGAGACAGGGUCCUACAUUGACAAUU